AUGAACGAAAUUAACGACACAAUAGAAGGGCUGGCAAAAAUAAUCUCCCAGAAACAAAAAGAGCUGGAUGGCAAAAUCCGCACGUACAAUGCAAAGAUAGCAGAGCUAGAGGGGUAUCUGGCUGAAGUAUCCACCAGACUGGAUGUGGCUUCAGAUAUGGAUUUGCAGCAGGGAUUGGAGCUGGCAAAGCAGCUCAAAUGCUCUCACUGUCAAAAUGACGUCUUUGGUGAAGAUCAGAAGUUUGUAAUACUCCCCAUAGUUGCCAAGAAUACUGACCUCACUUUGGCUGGGCUACCUGGUUCUACAGUGUCUCAUGAAGCCAGUGCGCAACCACAGAUACUGCCUGGCCAGCACAAGAGAGUGAAAAAAAAGAAGUUUACGUGCUCUUAUUGCAAUUCUCAUGAUCACAAACGAGCAGAGUGCCCGAAGAAACUGGGAAUACAGUGA
Molecule: messenger RNA, 447 nt
Organism: Kuraishia capsulata CBS 1993
Lineage: Eukaryota; Fungi; Ascomycota; Pichiomycetes; Pichiales; Pichiaceae
Exons: 1
Coding region: 1-447 (148 amino acids)
Molecular function (GO): nucleic acid binding; zinc ion binding
Source: RefSeq, a predicted model, not a curated record